Vespa velutina is the source of this 5415-nucleotide messenger RNA. It is a transcript of the gene Chro, whose product is annotated as flocculation protein FLO11. Bases 21 to 4256 code for a protein of 1411 amino acids. Gene Ontology annotation, molecular function: chromatin binding. Gene Ontology annotation, cellular component: pericentric heterochromatin. The transcript has 13 exons. Lineage: Eukaryota; Metazoa; Arthropoda; Insecta; Hymenoptera; Vespidae. The record is from RefSeq and is a predicted model, not a curated record. Gene Ontology annotation, biological process: chromatin organization; negative regulation of transcription by RNA polymerase II.
UUUUUUUUUUUUUUAUAAAGAUGGGUAAAUUGUGUUAUCUAUGUAAUCGAAAAGCGUCAAAUACAGAGAACAUUUCAUUACAUAGCUUUCCAAAACAUUUGACCGUACGUCAGAAGUGGUUAAAUGUAUGCGGAUUAAGUUUAAACGACGAUGUAUCACAUAGUUAUAUCUGUUCUAUUCACUUUGCUGAAACGGAUAUAAAUAAAUGUAAUACUUUUGGAAGAAGUAAAUCUGUAAUUAAACCUGGAGCAGUCCCUUCAAUGUUUAUAACAAAUCCUCUUGUCAUAGAGGAAGAAGUUGAUCGAUUGUCAUCAGAAACAUUCACAAAUGUGACUGUAAAUGACAGAUGUAAAUAUAUUUUGUCUGAAACUGAUGAUACAGUUGAAGUUUCUGAUAAAAAUUCUAAAUCCACACUCGUGGAAGAUAAAUCAUUUACUUAUAAAAACAAUGAUGCCAAUAAUAAAGCACCAAAUGAUAAUAGCCACAGUACUUCCAAAAGACAACGAAUAUUUUUUGAACCUCGUUAUAUUUCGGAAAUUACAGUGACAGAUUUUACAUCUCCGAAAAGGGCUAAUAGAGUUAUCAAAUUAAUAAAAGCGACAGAUCAACAAAAAUCAAAGCGUAUUAAAAGUUUACAAGAUCAAAUGAGGAAACUUAAAAAACGCGUUAAAUUUUUACAAGAUGUAAUGUCGUCUCGUUUGAAGAAGAAAAAAAUAAUAUCGGAAGAAAGCGAAGACACUUUUACGCAAACUGUAUUCGCUGACAACGCAAAUCCAAAUAUAAUUUUGAACAAGAUGGAAGUGGAUGAUGGCCCAUCGGCUAUCAAUACUAAUCCUAGUAGUAUAAAAGCUGCACAAGAAGAAAUGGGACGUUUAGAUAUCUUGGUCUGUGGUCAAUGUCAUUCUGUUUUUCAUUUUAUUGAAGAAUUUCAAGAACAUCGUACCAAGGAAGGAGCUUGUUCACAAGUAUCACACUUUCGUGAGAAUACUAAUAAUGAACAAAAAGCACAAGUUUGGGCCUUUCUUUUGUGGAAAGACACACAAAUUCAACAAGAAGGUUCAGAUAGGGAUUCGACCAAUUCUUGGAAACUUUAUCAAAAAUGGUGUAAAAUGGAUACACAUAUUAGAGAUUCGUGGAUAACGGCGGGGAAAACUAUUCAAACAUUUACUAAAAUUAGUAAUGCAAAAAUGCAAGAAGUUCCAAGACAAACAAAUUCUAAUUUGGAAGGAACAAAGCCAAUAGUAGUACGUAAAGUCAUAAGAAAUGGACAACCAGAAGAAGGAUCUGAUACAAAAAAAGAUGUUAGAUCUUCUGAAGUAAAAUCACAAAAAAGUUUAGAUUCUAUGGAAAGUGAAGUUGAUAAGAAAGAAAAGCCAAAACUUAAGCCAUCUGUUAAACCGAAGGGUAAAUCUUCAAAGGCAACGGGAGAAGAAGAUAGAGAUUCUAGUAAUGAAGAAUAUAUUGUGGAAAAAAUUUUAGCUAAACGAUUUAAUCCAAAGAAGAGAUGUUCAGAAUAUUUACUCAAAUGGGAAGGUUAUUCGCAUGAGAGCAAUACAUGGGAGCCUGCAGAAAGUGUUGCAACUUGCAAGUACUUAUUAGAAGAAUUUGAAAGAAAUUUAGCAAAACAAAAGGAACUGAAAGCAGCGCAACAACAAGCAAGUACUAAAUUAUCAGGGAAGGUUGCAGCACAAAAAGCUAUAAUAAAAUCAGCAGAUGCUAGUAAACCAGGUCCAAGCAAUGUGGCUCAAGCAGGACGCCCUAUGCGCUCGAGUAAAUCUAAAGCAAUGGACCAAGUAAAACAGUGGUGUGGUUCAAUGAAAGACGAGGAGAGUGACAUAUUAGGAAAAAGAAGAAUAGAUUAUUCUGAUAGCGAUUCUGAAGAAGCUGGCAGUAGUGCCGCAAAAAGGGCAAAGGGUGAUACAGGUAGCGACGAAGAUUGGACUGGAGAAUCAGAAGAAGAAAAGCUGAUAGGACGUAGUGAUGUAAUACAACGUGCAUUUAACCGUGCAAACGCGCAAUCUAAUGGUUCGAACAGGACUGUUUCUACUACUGAUCUUGCAACUUCAUUGGGACUGCAGUCACCAGAAGGGGCAAAAUCAAGUCAACCUCCAGUAUUAGUCGCCAAUGCUAAAGGCGUUGUUAAAGUAGAUCCUAAACAAAUGCCAAAUCUAACAUCUGGUGUUUAUGUAAUGUCUCGAAAGGAUGGCAUUAUAAAAUUAGACUCAUCUCCAAGUGGAAAACUAGCUGUAAAGGGUUCUCCCACAACACAAGGUGUUUUAAUGGUACAAAAUCGGGAUAAUACUAAUGUUGUAAGAAAACAAGUUAUUUCUGCGACGCAAUCAAACUCAAUAACUCCCGUGAAAGUAGUUUCGAAAAUGGAUGGAAGUCAAGUAGUAACACAAAUGAAAGUAGUUUCUAAGCCAAUUGCAUCUAAGACAGGAGGUAUACAAAAAUCAGAACCUAUUAAAAUACAACCUAAACCAGAUCCAUCACAAUUACAACAAAUACAUGUGGUGACUGCAGUACCAGCUCCAAUAACGUUACAACCAAGAAUAAGUACAGGUAUACGACCUAGUCCUGUUGCAGUAACGCGUGGCGCGGAUGGUCGUCCUCUGUUACCUAGACCAACACUACGUGCAGCUACCCCAACUAGUGUCCUCGGUAUCGGAUCGCCCAUUCGUACUCCUGUUAGAGCGCCAGCUCCUAGACAACUACAAGGCCAACAAACACGACAAGUGCUACAGAAACGUACAACAGUUGUAAAUACUCAAGCUAGUUCACCUAGUACUGCAACGGUGACUCCUGUCAGACCGAAAUUUACGGUACUUAGUUCACAGGGGAAACAAGUUAUUAAAUCUGGAAGUCCUGCACAAAAUAAACAAUCACCUAAAUCAUCAUUGGGCAAACCACAGUCUUUAUUGUCGCCACAACAAAAGUUGUUAAUGGCAAAGAGAAAAGCACAGGAGGCAGCAGGUUUGAUUAAGCCAGGUGGACGUGGCAUAUUAGCUGGUAAUCGCGCGUCGGCUGGACGUGGUAAGGCUAAAGCUGUCGAAUCGCCAACAGUUAUUGCUCCAGGUAACAAACCUAAAGAAAGUAAAUUAGCAGAAGGGGACGGACUUCAUAUGGAAUUUCACGAAGUUGGUUCCGAGGAAAGCAGUAGCGAAGGUGAACCAGAACUUCCUCCACCCGAGGCAGAAACAAUUACAGCUGCUGAACCUGAUAGCCCGCCACGACCAUUUACUUUGUGUCCGUUAACCGGACGUAUAAUCGGACCCGAUGGUGAACCGGUUGAACAGCCUGCAGAAGCUGAAAGUGAACCAACACCUUCAACAACUUUACCAAAUGUUAAAACCGUAACAACUCCAUCGGAAAGCACAGACACCGUUGCAACAACAACUACUGCUGAAUUAGUGUUACCUUCUCUUGAUUCCCUUACAGAAGGUGGUGGUAUUAUGAGAGUAGAAAUGAGUCCAGGAGGAACAACAGGUACUAUUGUUCAGACUAGCGAACCAGCACAAAUUCAUUUACCAAAUGAAGCAGUAUCUGCUCCAGAUCUUCCUUGUUUAGAUGAUACAACAACAAAUACAGUAACACCAUCAACCACAACUGUAUCAACAUCUUUAACAGAGACACCAGUAAGUGAAUCUACCAAUACAACAGGAGUAACAUCGGCCGCAGUAACAUCAACUACAACUAUAUCGGUUGCAUCUACUGAUGUAAAUAAGCCAGAUGAAAAAAUGCCAGAAGAAAGAAAAGUAACAGAAGACACAUCUAAUUUAGUAACAAUAACAGGAGAAGAUGGUGUAGUAUAUCAAGUAACUGGACAAGCUGAUGAUGGUCAAACCUUAUUAGUAACGCGAGGAGCGGAUGGUGAACAACAAUGUGUAUAUGUUACUACCGAACAACAAGGAGAUGAAGGAUCUGUUUUAACAUUGGACCAUGCUGUUGCCGAGGCUGUCGCACAAUUAAUACCAGAUCAAGUCAAUCUUACGUCACAAUUCUAUGUAAAGGAAGGUGACGCAGAGCCUACUGAAAAUCCAAUGGUAAUGUCUAUAAUGGACAAUACGAAUGCUACGGAUGUUACCGGAAGUCAAGAGGAUAGUGAUGGGCAAGCACAAGUCGUGGCACAAGUUGUACAGGCAGAAGAACCAACACCAGGUGGAACUAGAAGAGUGGUAUUACUUUUGCCAGAUGGAAAUUUAAUGAUGACUGAAGUUGACGAAGAACAAUAUGCUGCGCUUGAACUCGACAAAUGAAGAUUUGUAUCGUUUAGACACAUGUGAAGAGAAGGAAAAAAAAAAAAAAGAAAUGACAAACAAACCCUGUGUCGAAUGAAAUAUUUACACGAAUCUUCUAUGUUUAAGGGUGACCAUGGGUUGUAUAUAUGUAAGAACGAUUACUUCGUACAAUUAUAAUGGACAAAAAAAAAACAUUAAUAUUUUCCAGCUAAGCAAGUAAACAUAGCUGGUAAAAUUGUAAAAAUUCAGUACCAGACAUAUUGAAGUUUAGACUUUAUAUUAACCCAAAAUAUUUUAGAAAUUCGUCAUCUCCUAACUUCGAACAAUCCCUCUGGAAUUUUAAUUCUUAUGAUUCAUUUCCAUUAUACAAAUAGUAAUAAUAAUACAAAGAUAGUAAUAUCAGAACUUCGAUAUCAUCAGUAUACAGCUUUUGAAGUAAGUUGUACUUGUAGGAUAGUGAGGUAUAAUCUGGGGUUUUAUAUUUUCCAAACAAGGCUUUAGUCAAAACAUUAUCUCUCUCACACUCUCUCUCUCUCUCUCUCUCUCUCUCUCUCUCUCUAUCUCUCUCUCUCUCUCUCUGUCUUUCUCUCUCCCCUCAUCCCUGUCUCUUUCUCUCUCUCUCUCUCUCUCUCUCUCUGCAUACAAAGUCCAGAUGUAUACAUUUAGGGUGUCGUAUAAAAGAGCAUAAUUCGAUGUAUUAUAUUUCAAAGACAUUGGUGCUCAUUCUUUUUAUGUACUACGAAAUUGGUGUUUUUACCAAAAUAAUUAUGCUUGAAGCUUGAACCUAGUUUGACUUUAUUGAUUCUUUCGUUAAGCAUAAAAAUAUGAAGUUCAUGAAAUGAUUUUUUUUUUUUAAUUAUUAUUAUUAUUAUCAUUAUCAUUAUUAUUAUUAUUAUCAUUAUUAUUAUUAUUAUUAUUAUUAUUAUUAUUAUUAUUAUUAUUAUUAUUAUUAUUAUUAUUAUUAUUAUUAUUAUUAUUAUUAUUUAAGCUAUAUAGCUUACAUUACACAAUAUAUCUUUAAAUAUAUUUUAUUUCUUAUUACAUACAUUUCUAACACUCGUUGUGCUUCAUGGACUAUGUAUGCUUAUUUAUAACAUAAAUAAGUGCACUCUCAUAAGCAACAUCUAUAAUUUCUGAAACUCUACAGGAUUUAAAAAUACAAAGUUGUUUAAUGGAA